AUGAGUCCACUUAUUGAUCAACGCUAUCAAUGUGUCACUUGUGAAAACUAUGACCUCUGUUCCGCUCACAAAAGAAAAGAACUUGAACGUCCACUCGAACUAUGUCCACAACCAAAUAAAGAUAAAGAAUUUCAAUUACAUCGAGAUCAUUUUCAAUCAAUACGUAAACAAUUAACUGAUAGUGAAAUUCAAACUGUUGGCAAUGAAUUAAAAAUAGCAUUUAAUAAAUUAGAAGAUACAUCAAGUAUCAUUCAACAAAUACCUACACUUCUUUACAUAUGA
Molecule: messenger RNA, 282 nt
Organism: Rotaria sp. Silwood1
Lineage: Eukaryota; Metazoa; Rotifera; Eurotatoria; Philodinida; Philodinidae
Source: the annotation of a GenBank genome assembly